Messenger RNA from Epinephelus fuscoguttatus (brown-marbled grouper), 727 nucleotides. It is a transcript of the gene cartl, whose product is annotated as cocaine- and amphetamine-regulated transcript-like. Bases 401 to 724 code for a protein of 107 amino acids. Gene Ontology annotation, biological process: G protein-coupled receptor signaling pathway; adult feeding behavior; negative regulation of appetite. The transcript has 3 exons. Lineage: Eukaryota; Metazoa; Chordata; Actinopteri; Perciformes; Serranidae. The record is from RefSeq and is a predicted model, not a curated record. Gene Ontology annotation, molecular function: neuropeptide hormone activity.
UUUACCUGACAGAAUAUCCUGUGACCAGGGUGUUUGAUAUGGACUUCAAAUGUUUCCUGAUGUGAGCUGGUCUCAUGCAGUUUAAACAGCCUAUUUCUGGACUUCGUGUAAAGACGUCGCGACUUUGCACUAGAUCUGUUCUAUCUGCAAAUUGAAUUUCGAGUGUUAUUUGCUUUCUCCUGCUUUGACAUGCCCGCCACAGACUCCCCUUGUAAAUCCUGCCGUGGCCUCUCUUGGGCGGUGCCGUCCGAGAGAGGAGCAGGUCCGGUGGGUGGAGGGACAAUCUCCUGUGGACCUGCUGUAACCGACCUGCUGUAACCCUCUGCUCCUCCAGUCCUGAUCUGCUGCCUCCUGCUGAGACCUCUCUCCUUCUCUUCCUCCUCCACCGGGUACCGGCAUCAUGGAGAGCUCCGGGAUGCUACGCAGACUGCUGUUUGUGUGCCUGCUGUCCGUCAUUUGUCAAGGCCAGGCAUCACAGGACGUCUAUGCAGAGGACUUUGGAGUGAACAAACCCGAGCCACGCGCAGACAGAGACCUGAUGGAAGUACUCGAGGCUCUGCUGGGCAGGAUACAUCAUCGCAUUUCCUCCACUGAGAAAAGAGGAAGCAUCCCUGUGUGUGGGAUGGGUGACCGGUGUGCCAUGAAGUUCGGCCCUCGCAUUGGGAAGCUCUGUGACUGCAGUAGAGGAGCCAACUGCAACUCCUACCUGCUCAAGUGCAUCUGACAC